Molecule: messenger RNA, 2981 nt
Organism: Eptesicus fuscus (big brown bat)
Lineage: Eukaryota; Metazoa; Chordata; Mammalia; Chiroptera; Vespertilionidae
Gene: LBH
Product: LBH regulator of WNT signaling pathway
Exons: 3
Coding region: 208-525 (105 amino acids)
Biological process (GO): positive regulation of DNA-templated transcription
Cellular component (GO): nucleus
Source: RefSeq, a predicted model, not a curated record
UCGGUGGAGAACCCUGAGCUCCGUCCGCUCUGCCGAGGCAGCUGGCAGUGGGGCUGUCUCCGGAAGAGGGACCGCGGACGCCCAGUGCCCGCACUCCGCCGCCUGCCCCCCGCCUGCCGUGCCUGUCUGCGCCCGUGCCAUCCUUACUCGGGACGCAGUGACCGUUUUUAAAUCACAAGGGCGUGGGUCAGCCUCCCCUAGGACUUCAUGUCUGUAUAUUUCCCCAUUCAUUGCCCUGACUAUCUGAGAUCGGCCGAGAUGACUGAGGUGAUGAUGAGCACCCCAUCCAUGGAGGAGAUUGGCCUCAGCCCCCAAAAGGAUGGCCUUUCCUAUCAGAUCUUCCCCGACCCGUCAGACUUUGACCGCUGCUGCAAACUGAAGGACCGCCUGCCCUCCAUAGUGGUGGAACCCACAGAGGGGGAGGUGGAGAGCGGGGAGCUGCGGUGGCCCCCCGAGGAGUUCUUGGUCCAGGAGGAUGAGCAGGACAACUGUGAAGAGACAGCGACAGAGAACAAGGAGCAGUAGAUUCCCACCGACUCCCAGCGGGUCACACCAGACAGCAUCUGUACCUGAACUGUGUUCUUUCCCAUUGUGACGGAUGAAGAGAGUGGGCCACCGUCGUUCUGAAACGUCAGACGAGGCUUCCGUUUUGCUCCUGCGAAUCACUGAGCUGGUCUUCUUUCCCUUUCUUUUCUUUUGUUUUUUUUGAACUGUGUCGAGCCCUGGAGCCCUCCGGGGCACUUUGCAAGGCCUUCUGAGAAAGGAAGCUGCUUCGAGCAGGGGUUGGGGUGUGGGGAAGCUUUGGUUUUUGAGAUCAGUAUCUGAACUCAGCACCUAGAGGCAGCGGUGGGAUUCCAGGGGGCUCUGCGGGUGAGGGGAUGGGGCGUGCACAGCAAGCAAGGAACAUUUGGGCUAAGAAAACGAACACGGGACAAAAGAGAAAACGCACGGUUUAAGGAAAACAUUGAGCAGGGAGGUGCAGCCAGGAAGUACUUACUUUUCAGUGAGCGAUCUCUCUGCUGCUGGGGCAUCAGAAAACCAAGUCUUCAUCUCUCUCCAGCUUCGCCCAUCGCCAGCCUUUGCUUUCCUUUCAGGUGUGUUGCCUGUUACAGGGGAGGCGGGUGAAGGAGAGCAGUGCACCCUGGCUGCCUGCAAAGCCAGCUGGAGGUGAUGCUCGGGAAAGGGAAAAGCCCCCCAUUCCUUCUCCACGGCCCCUCUGCUCCAGGCUGUGGCAGGUUGACAUACCUGCGGUAAGCUGGAGUGGUUAUUUUCAAGAAGCAGUGCUUUUGAGCUUCUCUUCCCUUAUUUAUCCUUUUUGCUUUGCCCUCCCCCUCCACCCGCCUCCCCGCCCUUUUGGGAAUAGUGAGAGUACUUCCUGCCCUUGUCGGAGGACUGAUGUGGACAAUUGGACAUGAAAGUCCCCCCCACACUUGCUCUCAGUCUGAGCAGAGGCACAGAGCGAGUGCGGGGGGCUCUCCCAGGCCGGCCCUCCUCUCUCCUUACCAUGCCCUCCCAUCCCCUGGCCACAGCCCUGAGGCCCAGAUGGCUCCCAGUCCUGCAGGGGGUUCCAGCCAGCCGAGUCAGCGGCAAUACCCACUCCCGGGUGGGCUUGUGGCCUGCUUUCCUGGCGGGAGCUGCCUGGAGCAUAGGAGACUUUUUUGUUUCUUGUUGGGGAGGUGAGCUAAUUCGGUGUACAUCCCGAGAGCUGGCAAAGCCCGGGAAUUAAUUGGAUGGGUGAGAAGGCUUUUGUGCAGCAGCCUGGGGAUCGAGUGUGACCCUGAAGGGUGUCAUGAGAUCCCCGGCUUCUCCCCUUGCGUCCCUGGAUGCAUGUGGGAGGACGGCGUGGUGAGGGAGCAUUGAACGGUGGUCCUCCUCACUCCCCACCUCCCGCCUAUCCCCUGCAAGGGCACAGCUACCCGAGAAAGUUAGCCUUGGACUUAGAGCUUCUUAUCAUAGUUCAGAACCACCAGGAGCCUCCCGAUGCAGGACACUCUUCAUCUCUAUCUCGGAGCGGAUGGCGCCGCCAAGAGGUGGGCUCAAUGGGCUGAACUCUGCCCAGCGAGGCACCCAGGUGAGCCCUCCGGUGUCCUGUCAGUCCAGGUUGACCGGGUUUGGACUUGCAUAAAGGUUGUAUUUAAUACCUCAAGGUUCGUGUGGCUCUGGGGAAGGUUGGGCAGGAGGACCAGGGUGUGCUGUUGAUGCGCCAGCAGGGUUUGGUUCUGGGCAGCCGACACUCUCCCAUCCCCCCUGCUCCCUUCCUCUGUUGACUGCUUGUGUUACUCACACCGAUCGAUGGCAAUAACUUCUUCCGGCUCCUCGAGGAAGUGGGAGAGCCUGCAGCCUGCACUGGGGUGUCUCUCUCUAGCUCUCCCUUUCCUUCGGUUUUGGCUGCGGAGACCCUUCCCUCCCACUCUCAUUCCCUCACAGCAGCAUUUCUCAUCCUGUGCCUCCCUUGUGGAUGGGGUCUCGCCUUUUAAAAUCCUGUGUUUCCAUGUCCCCUUCCAAUGUGCUCCCCUGUGUCAUCUGUCCGUGUGAUGGGAACGUGCUUGUAAACUGCAUAACAGACCUACUUUGUGUACAUGUGUGUUUAUGGGGGUGGUUUAUUAUUUUUGCUGGUCGCUAGACCCCAUUGUACGACCAUGUGGAGUCUGAGCAGGCCAGAUGCUGACAGCUAACGUCAGGACCCUCAGCGGUGAGCCUGUUGGGGGGGACCCAGUCACUCUUGGACAAGUGGCUGAGCUCCUGUCUGGCCUCCUCUUUUUUUUUUUUUUUUUAAAGUAUCUUGUGUGUAUUUCUAACUGAUCGUAUUGAAAAAACAAACAAACUAGUAUUUCAGUAAACAUGCCUGUUGUAAGAUGAACCUCCUGUAACUUCUAUCUGUUCUUUUUUGAGGCUCAGGGAGAAACUAGCUUUUUUUUUUUUUUUCCAAACUACUUUUUGUCACUGUGACAGUUGUAAAUAAAGUUUGAACAUGCUUUCCA